AUGAGCAAGCCUUCGUCUUCAUCGAAGCGGGGUGUUGCGCAAGAUGUCGGCGACUCGUCCCGCACAUCGCGACAGCAUUUCAGCUCGCCAACCAGUAGCCGAGACGCUGAUCGUCGUUUUAGUGCAUCCUACAAUCGCCAGCCCACGUCAUUUGAAGACUACAGCAUUCCGCCACGGCGCGGGAGUGUCGCGCCAUCCUCUCUUGGGUCCUCUGUACACGUUGAAGAUGAAAGAGAUGUUCAGGACUUUGAGAAGAAGGAUGAUGAAUACAAGGCGCGUGACCGCGGCGAGGCUCUGAUUCGACAUCGUAUGCGCGAGCGGAAGCGAGAAAAGCUGAUGAAGCACAGCGACGCCAGAAUUGUAUCACUUCCCGGAACACCGGGGAGCAGUAAUAGUCAGUCGACUCUGUCGGCUUUUGACGAAGAAACGGUCUCUGCGAAGGACAAGAGCGCGCUUCGUACAAGUAUCAGCACUGUGCGCGAAGGCAAAGAGCCUGCGCAGGACAAUGAAGGCAGCGAUCAGACCGCUAUGCGUGACGAUGACCCAGAGUUUGAGCCCGCUGCGCGCUCUGACUGCGACGAUUUGGAGUAUACACUCAAAGACCGUCAAGACGCGCUCAACUUUGAGCAUCCUUUCGGCCUGCCCAUCUGGAAACCCGCGCUGUACAAAAAGUCUCGCUCCAUCACCAGGAAUGCAGAAACUGCAUUGAAAAGUGCGCCGGGGCAACAGCUUGGGUACCGCGCUGUUCCUGGAAAUAUCCUAUGGCUCCUCUUCUUUGGCAUUUGGCUUGCUGCGCUAUGUUUCGUUCUCUCCACUAUCUUAUAUCUGGUACCGACCGGUGGCCGCUUAUACUCACGCGUGCUGUUUGGCCUUGGCUCGUACAUUCUGUGGCCGUUUGGCAACUACGUGGAAGUGGAAUGCUCGCACGUGUGCGGGCAUCGCCAUGGCCCAUUGCACAUGCUUCACGUUCACGAGCACAAUCUGAAUGACAAUGACCAAGAUACGACACAUGCCGACGGAGAGAAUGAAUCCACUUUGCUACUUUCUGUUAAUGGGGCUGAUUCAGCAUCUGACUACAACUCCAUUCAUCCUCAUGACAUGGUGCCCGACGACAAUAUAACAUCAGAAGAGGAACGCAUUGCUGCCGAGCGCGGUGUAUAUCACUACGUGUAUGACGAACAGGGUCGUGAUAUUGGCGUGUCGAAGCGCUGGGCGGGGAUUAUCGUCUAUGCUUUCUUCUACGUGUUUGUCAUAUUUCCCACGCUCGGCCUCGUCUGCCUGCUUUGCUGGGCUCUGGUCAUUACCGUACCUAUGGGAAAAACAUUGUGGGUGCUGCUCAAAAACUUGGCCAUCCAACCGCUUGCUUUGCACUUCCGUUCCCCACUCCAAAUUGAUACACGGGUCAUGCGUGUCGCAGAAGAAGACAGCGGAGAGGAUUCUCAGCGCGUUCCCAUGCUACGAGUCGGUCAAGUGGCACCUCAACUCAAAGCCAAGCACCGAAAGAAGGGUACAAGCAAACGUCGCAGUGUAAUUUUGUUGUGCAAUUACAGUGCCAUGGGCUUCAAGUACUUUAAAUAUACAAUUGGUGGCGUGAAUAUCUUGUUUAUCAACACACUUCCAAUUGUGUUUCUCGUGAUUCUAAACUUUUUCGUGAUGCGUCCCAUUCUCAAACAGCAUGGCGUGACCACCGGCUUGCUUGCUUUCCUUGCGAGCGAUGAAUUCAUCUUUCUUAUGUCGCUAGCGAGCGUCAUGCCGCUUUCUUACUUUAUCGGUAUGGCCGUCGCCAGCAUCAGUGCGCAGAGCAGCAUCGGUAUGGGCGCUGUGAUUAAUGCGACGUUUGGCUCCAUCAUCGAGCUCUUGCUCUAUUCGAUUGCAUUGGUUCAAGGGCGCUCCAACUUGGUGGAGGGGUCGCUCAUCGGCUCGAUCCUCGCUGGUGUAUUGCUCUUACCUGGCAUUAGCAUGUGCUCUGGCGCAACACGUCGCAAAGAGCAAAAGUUUAACUCACAAUCUGCGGGCGUGACGAGUACGAUGCUCAUUAUGGCGAUCAUCGGAAUACUUACACCCACCAUAUUCUAUCAAAUUUAUGGCACGUUUGAGCUAACGUGCAGCGGGUGUCCCGACCAAGUACAAGCAUCCGAAGACAGCUGGAAGUGCACACGCUGCUCGUACGAGCACAUUCCCACAGUAUUGGACUCGUUUUUUCAGACGAGCGUCAAGAAUCUCACGUACACCUGCGCUGUCAUUCUAAUGCUAUCGUAUGGCAUUGGCAUUUGGUUCUCGCUGCGCACCCACGCUUCCCAAAUUUGGAACAAUGCACCACCGGCGCCGAUCAGCACGCAGGCGAAUAUGAGUGAUAUUCAGGCCAGCUUGCCGCCUGGGCUCCAUCGCGCUUCUGUGUACAAGCGACUUCUUCCUCCCAAUUACUUACAACAAAUGCUUCCUUCGUAUAAUGAGCAACAAACGGCGGAACUUACACGUGCUGCAGAGUCUUUGCACGAUGCACCCGCCGGCGACCAAGAUACAAGCAAGAAAGCGAGUGCGGAUGACUUGUUUUUGGACGGCGUUGCGCGCGUAUAUCAGUACAUCUUUAACAAGCAAAAAGCGACUCAACAAAGCGCGGCACAUGGUACAGAGGAAGUCCAGGAGGAGCAUGGUGGACACGAUGCACCGUCGUGGAGUCGCAUGCUGUCUCUUAGCGUGUUGCUUGGCUGUACUGUCCUGUACGCGAUCAUCGCAGAGAUCCUUGUGGAUGUGGUCGAUGUCGUGGUACAAGGAUUUGGCUUGUCGGAGAAGUUUAUUGGAGUUACCAUAUUUGCAUUGGUUCCCAAUACUACCGAAUUUAUGAACGCCAUCAGCUUUGCUCUCCACGGGAAUAUUGCCUUGUCUUUAGAAAUUGGGUCUGCAUACGCACUGCAAGUGAGUCUGAUUCAAAUACCCGUGCUGGUUGGCUUUAGUGCAUGGUACAAUUCCUCUUACAAGUAUCCUACUCCGGAUCUUCAAGAUCACUCUUUUACACUCGUCUUUCCUCGGUGGGACAUUAUUGCCAUCAUCUUUGCGAUAUUCCUCCUCACCUAUACUUAUAUUGAGGCACGGAGCAACUAUCACCGCGGCAGUAUACUUAUUCUGGCGUACACGGUAUUCGUUGCUGGAUUCUACUUUGCGCCUAACCACGAUCCAGACCAAGCUACAGACCCUACGCUAAACUUUGGACGUAGCUGGCGUUUGCAAAAUAAUUUGUCUUAG
Malassezia vespertilionis is the source of this 3243-nucleotide messenger RNA. RefSeq lists its product as uncharacterized. The record is from RefSeq and is a predicted model, not a curated record. Gene Ontology annotation, cellular component: endomembrane system; membrane. NCBI's taxonomy places the organism in Eukaryota, Fungi, Basidiomycota, Malasseziomycetes, Malasseziales, Malasseziaceae. Gene Ontology annotation, molecular function: calcium:proton antiporter activity. Gene Ontology annotation, biological process: intracellular calcium ion homeostasis; calcium ion transmembrane transport. Bases 1 to 3243 code for a protein of 1080 amino acids. The transcript has a single exon.